This is a messenger RNA of Iphiclides podalirius (scarce swallowtail), 441 nucleotides long. The record is from the annotation of a GenBank genome assembly. Lineage: Eukaryota; Metazoa; Arthropoda; Insecta; Lepidoptera; Papilionidae.
AUGGCUGAAGAAAGACAAGAAGAGAACUUUCCUAUUGUGAAGGAUGAGAAGAGCAAUGACAGUGAUGUUAACAGCGAGGACCUCAGUUCCCAUGAUGAACAAAAUAAUAUCAAUAACUCUCAGUUUUAUGAGAGUAGUGAUAGCAAAAUAGAUUAUGCUGUAAAAAUAGAUGACAAUGAUACAUUAAGUGAUAUAGAUGAUAUUAAAACAGAUACGGCCUCAGCUGACAGUGAGGAUUCUGCUCUUGGUAGCUUGCCACCAGACAGUGGAACAAAUGAUGGGGAAGAAGAAGUGCAGGAUAGAUCAGAUGGUAGCGAUUUAGGGCUUGGACCCGAAAGUAGUGACAAUGCAGACCUGUACCGACUCGACAAAGACGAGCUCUCUUACGUGCUGCGGGUGUCAGAAAGAUUGAAGCCUAUGAAAAGGAUGAAUGCAGAGACA